AUGGCUCCUAUGGAGAUCCGUGUCUUCUCCAACUUGGUGAACAAAGCAUGGGUGAUGGAAGAAUAUGCCAAGAUAAUGGUUGCGUCCAAGGACACUCAUAGAGGAAGCAGUAGCAAAGGACGUGGCAAGUAUUACCAUCCGAGGGGUCAGAGCUUUAAGAGAGGAGGAUAUGCGCAUCAAGGUCAAGGAGGUUUCAGGAAGAACACUCAUGAUCAGUUUCAACGUGGCAAGGGAAGAGGAAGUCAGAGUGGGUGCUUUAACUGUGGCUUGCCUGGUCAUAUCGUGAGGGAUUGCACUCGUGGAAAGAUCCCGAAUGCAGGUCAGAGUCAGCACCAGGGGCGGGUUUUUGCUGUGAAUGCUAAGGAUGCUUCCAAGGUGGAUCCGUUAAUAAGAGGUAUUUGUUUAUUUGGUGAUAAGACUUUAAUUGCAUUAUAUGAUACUAGAGCAUCGCAUUCAUUUAUCUCGUUUGCUAAAGUUGAGGAGUUAGGCUUGAAUAUGUCAGAGUUACGUUUUGAUCUGCAUGUACAUAUUUCGCGUUAG
Messenger RNA from Arachis stenosperma, 540 nucleotides. RefSeq lists its product as uncharacterized. The coding region runs from base 1 to 540 and encodes 179 amino acids. Lineage: Eukaryota; Viridiplantae; Streptophyta; Magnoliopsida; Fabales; Fabaceae. The record is from RefSeq and is a predicted model, not a curated record. The transcript has a single exon. Gene Ontology annotation, molecular function: nucleic acid binding; zinc ion binding.